This is a messenger RNA of Papilio xuthus (Asian swallowtail), 1603 nucleotides long. NCBI's taxonomy places the organism in Eukaryota, Metazoa, Arthropoda, Insecta, Lepidoptera, Papilionidae. The record is from RefSeq and is a predicted model, not a curated record.
AGUACUUAGUAUUUUCUGGAAAUCAAAAAAUAUUAUUCUAUAUUAUCUAUCUCCGUAUUUAGUCUACAUUUUUAAGUCACUUUUUUAUGGUAAAGUCAAAGUGUAUCUUGUGGGUCAGUUUAUAGAGUUGUAAAUUUGUGAUUGUGAAUGAACUGAUAAGACUGAAUAAAAUUGGUUUGGUUGGUUGGAUGAAGGCAGACGAGUCUUACAAAACAAUGUCUACCGAAAUUCGUUAAGACCCCUUAUGGUACUUCAACAAUGUCCUUCUAACUUUAUUAUUGGGUGAUGUUUAUUUUCUAUUGAAACCAUGUGGAAGUAUGUGACUCGACGCAUCCGAGAUGCUUUAGAGAAGAGUGUAAACCAUUUUGAUAAACGUAGUUCUACAGGAGUCGUAAAUUCAGCUGGUAGCACCCUUUCAGAGGAGCAGAACAAACGCAUAGGAGCACCGUCUUGCUGGCAAAAUCCACGCAAAUGUUGGAAAUCAUUUUGUAACGAUAACGAUACUAAAAGCAAAAAAUGGAACUUUGAUGAUCUAAAUCGCACUUGGAUAGGUGCCAUAACAUGGAGUAGUGCUUUGGUUGUUGGUUGGUACACUAGCCAACUUAUCCAUCUCAAACUCAAGUACAAAUGCAGAGAUGAUAAAAAGGAUUGUUAUCCGGUCAACUGUUUGCUGUCAUCACUUCACCCUUAUAUUGAUUGCAUCAGUAAGAGUGCAGUUGGAUUGAAUUCAAGUAGAAAAAUUGAGAAAGCAAUAGCAAGUGUACCAAUACAUGUACAUUUGUUAUCAAAUGAGAACAAAACAGAUGAGAAAGCAUCAACCAGUGCUAGCAACAGUUCAACAAGCUCUGAUGAUGAACUUGGAGAGGUAUUGAACUCAAUAGAGAACAGACUGGGUUUGGCCGCCAUUGAAAAUGGACAACAUCAAGAUGGUUUAAAUUUGCUAAGAUCUGCAGCGAACCGCAAUCAUGCACCUGCUCUGUUCAAUCUGGGCUUAUGCUAUGAGAUAGGCAUGGGUGUAGCCAUUGAUGAGAAAAUGGCAAUGGAGUUGUAUCGCAUGGCAGCUACACAGCAGCAUCCCGGUGCAUUGUACAAUCUUGGGAUCUACUAUGGUCAAGGUCGAGGUGGUUUAACAAGGGACACAGCUACUGCAAAACGACUGCUGCGUCUGGCCGCCGUUCAGGGCCAGCAAGAUGCUAUUAAAGCCUUAAACGGUCUCAAUGACACUCCCGAACCUUACACUGAUAAAUGGGAAGAUUUAUAUCCUCCCAAUGAGAAUUUAGUACCAACACAUUCAGUGCUUUUCGUAGAAAACCCUAGUCGUAAUUAUAAUGUGUUAAUUUGCUAAGUUGAUUAGUUAGUAUAGGUGUUGGUUUCGCAUUUAUAAUAUUGGUUUUUAGGAAUACAAAAUAUGUAAACUAACAUUUUUUUUUGUUAUUGCUUCAUAUUUCAAAUACUUAAAAUCUUAAUCUGUAAAACAGAUUUAUUUUAUAGUUACUAGAUCUUUUUCUCUAUCUUUAGCUCAACUGAAAUAGUGGUAAACACAGUUGACAAAAAGUCCUGACUUCGAAUAUGUAAAUUUCAUUAAGUGAAUAUUCUUUUUUUU